Molecule: messenger RNA, 1482 nt
Organism: Rotaria sp. Silwood2
Lineage: Eukaryota; Metazoa; Rotifera; Eurotatoria; Philodinida; Philodinidae
Source: the annotation of a GenBank genome assembly
AUGGCAACUUCUGUUCCAUCAAUUGAUGACCUUCAGGAGAACACCAAAAAUCAGCAUCUCGAUAUCUUUUCUCUUAUCUGGCUCGAUGUCAACACAACCCUUGAAGACAAUCGAAAUGCAGAACAAAGAUUGCGUUCUAUCAUUCAUUGUCUUAUGAAAUUUCAAGAUGUAAAACAAUGUCAAGAAUACAUUGAAAAACAAUCACAAAAAGCUCGACUCAUAAUGAUCGUCAGUGGUCGGUCAGGACAAGAAAUAGUUCCUUCUAUUCAUAAACUUCGACAAGUUAUAUCAAUUUAUGUGUACUGCAUGGAUAAAAAAAGUCAUGAACAAUGGACUCGCAACUUUGCAAAAGUAAAAGCAGUUAUUGUUGAACUUAAUGAGCUUAUCUUUCGAAUUGAAACUGAUCAUAGAAUGCAGAAAAUCGUAGAAGAACCAUUGUCGAUUAAUAUUUUUACUACAAGUACUAAUGCAGGUACAUCAGCAAUGGGUACUUCAUCAAUGGGUAUAACAACAAUGAGUGUAAAUGGUCAGUUUGUUUUCUCUCAAGUUUUGAUUGAUUGCCUUCAGCGGCUAGAAUCCAAUAAAACAGAUAAAGAAGAGCUUAUUCAUCUUUGUAAACAGAAAUAUAAAGAGAACAAUGCUGAAUUGAGCUGUAUUGAUGAAUUUGAAAAUAGUUAUUCAUCUGACCAAGCCUUGUGGUGGUACACAAGGCAGUCAUUCUUCUACCAAACUCUCAAUGCUGCUCUACGUAAGCAAGAUAUUCAUUUAUUUUUUUUAUUUCGCGCAAUUAUUUCGGAUAUUCAUUAUCAAUUGAAAUACAACCAAGCUAAAGAUCCUCUACGAGUUUAUCGAGGCCAGAUGAUGUCAAGUGAUGAAUUGAAAACUUUGAAACAAUGUCUUGACCAGUUUAUUUCAGUAAAUUCAUUUUUUUCCACCAGUAUGAACAAACAGCAAGCUCUUUAUUUCGUCAACACUUCUCAUGCUACAGACAAUUUAGAACCAGUAUUGUUUGAAAUCGAUGCUGAUCCUGCAAUGGCAACUACAAAACCAUUCGCUGAUAUCAGUCCGUUUAGUAUAUUUCCCAGAGAAUCAGAAAUACUUUUUAUGCUCGGUUCUAUUUUUCGUUUGAAAAGCAUCCAUCUUAGUGGCGACAGUCAAGUAUGGGUUAUCCGAAUGAUUUUAUGUAGUGAUAAUGAACAUGAAUUAAAACACGUUCUCAUGGAUAUGAAACAACAAUUUGGAAGUGGAAAAAUGGAUCUUCGAACAUUAGGAAGACUACUAUCGGAGAUGAAUAAACCUGAUUUAGCUGAAAAAUAUUUUAUACGCUUGUUGGAACAACUGCCACUCGAUGACCCUUUACGUUAUGACUUAUAUAAGGAUCUUGGUAAAUUCGCAUCACAAGCCGGUAACUUUGACAAGUGUAUGGAAUGGCGUCAAAAAGCUAUUGCGCUAAAACAACAAGUCGAGUUAGCAGGUAACUAA